UGUGUACAUUUGAGUUGAGGAAACACGUCGCUGUAACACAUUAUUAGACACACUGACGGAGUUAUUACGAUGUCCGGUUUGUUACGCCAUUCCCACCCCUUUUUCCCGACAUGAAUGGAACAUCCUAAAAGUGAUUUGGCUGUCGGAGCAGGAGAGUUGCUACUGACAACAUCGCAGGGGGCAAUUUCGCUUCACUUUUCUCUUCACUUUACCGGCCGACAGCGGAAGUUAUAAGAUACUUACCAGCUACGCGUGCCGUUGUAAAUUCACCCCGUUACUCAAAAGCAAUGUUAAUUUAGAAUUUUUCCAAUUUCUUUUGAGGCAACACACACAAAAAAACGCGGCUUCUGUUUUUUUGGGAAUGCUUCCUCGGUUUGCCAGUGAAGAGCAGAGAGCGACAGUCCCAUCUGUCAAUUCACAUCUGAAGACAUGUUGUGCUGGUCUUUGCCUGACUGGAAAGUACUGCUGCUGAUUGUACUGCUGUGGGACCGUCUCUGUGCUUUGGGACUGAAACCCACAAGAUGGCCACUGUAUUCAAAAAAGCCUUUGCUCCUUGCUUGGAAUGCCCCGACUGAGGACUGCGCUCCACGGCAUGGUAUUCGCUUUCAGCUGGACCUUUUCCAAAUCGUGGCCACACCCAAUGAGGGCUUCUUUAGGCAGAACCUCACCAUCUUCUAUAAGGAGCGCUUGGGCCUGUACCCGUCCUUUAAACCAGAUGAAACAGCGGUGAACGGGGGGCUGCCGCAGGUGGCCAGUCUCACGCAGCACCUGGACAAGAUGACGGAGGGAGUGCAGAAGUACAUCCGGGAACCAGGGGCCAAGGGUCUGGCAGUUAUUGACUGGGAGGAUUGGCGCCCACUCUGGAUACGUAACUGGGAAAUCAAAGAUGUUUACCGAAGACAUUCUCGUGAGUUGGUGCGUCAGAAGAACCCGAUGUGGCCUCUGGAGCAGGUGGGAAAAGUGGCCCAGCAGGAGUUUGAGAUGUCUGCCAAGAAAUUCAUGCUGGAGACGCUGAGGCUCGCCAAGAACCUGAGGCCAAACCAGCUGUGGGGUUUCUACCUGUUCCCCGACUGCUACAAUCACGACUACAGGCGCACUCUGGAGAACUACACAGGCCGCUGUCCUGAUGUGGAGGUGGCCCGCAACGACAAGCUGAAAUGGUUGUGGACUGAGAGCACGGCCCUCUUCCCCUCCAUCUACAUGGCCCCGGUGCUGCGUUCCUCAGACUCUGGACGACAGUUUGUCCGGAACCGAGUGAAGGAGGGGAUGCGUUUGGCAUCAACAGGCGAUGGGUUGGCACGUCCUGUCUUUGUGUACACCCGGCCCACUUACACCAACACCCUGGAACAGCUGACAGAGACUGACCUCGUCUCCACCAUCGGGGAGAGCGUGGCUUUGGGAGCAGCUGGAAUCAUCAUGUGGGGAGAGGUAGCUUAUGCAAGCAGCAAAAACAGCUGUUCCGACCUGGACGUGUAUAUACGGGGUCCACUAAGUCAAUACCUCAUCAACGUCUCCAUGGCGGCAGAGCUAUGUAGCCAGACGUUGUGUGGUUCUCACGGCCGCUGUCUGCGCAAAAAUUCAGACCGCAAUGUUUACUUGCAUCUGAACCCCCUCUACCACACUAUCGGCACACAAAACGGCAGGCCAACAGUUGUCGGUGAGCUAGGCGAAGAAGAGAAGACAAGUUUUCACACAGAGUUUCAGUGCCAGUGCUACAGCGGCUAUCAAGGAGUGGGCUGUGAUCAGAAAGACCCUCUACACCAAAAAGGGACGGCAUCUCAAAUCAUGGCGUCAGCACUGCAAUGUGUGAUCUUACUGAUUACCUCUCUGCUCCUCUGUUAAUACAACAUAAAUACUAAAGGCUGCAUUUUAUAUGUCUAAAUACUGGGGCAUAUGAGAUGGCAAGGUGGGAAUUUAAAGUAAUGUCUUUUUUUUUUGUUUAAUUGCUGUAAAAUAUGGAUGACAUCAAUUGAAAUUUUAUAAGAAACACUGUGGAAAUUGCAGUUAUAUUUGUUUAGAAGUUUUAAUCUUUUUCUAAACAAUGGAGGGCUCGCUGGAAAUGACCUUGUUUACAUUUUGCUCUCAGUUUCCUCUCGGUCACUGUUUCACAAGGUGUCAAAUUCCAUGUUUCUCAUAGAGAGGACGUUUUUGGGGAGAAAUAUGAUAGUGAGAAAGUGGAGUUGAUGCACUUAAAUCUGGUAAUAACACUACCUAUUUGAAGUAAGUGUCUGAUGUUUUCUCAACAUGACUUCUCUGACAUCUCAUGUUUUUUAUGGAAGCAAACAGUUUUACUAUUUAUUUGAAUGUAUUUUUAGGUGUUUUUAUACAUUUGAUUUUUGUGUCCAAAACAUGACUACUCGUUUUUCUUAAAAGUAUUUUCUGUAUUUCAGCAGCUGUUUUACAUCAAAAGCACAAACAAUGUAAAAAGCACAUUUUUUACACUUUUUAUGUUUCACAAUUUCACUUACACUUACUUUAUGCUCUUUUCUUAAAUUUGACUUUUGUCUAAGUAAAUAAACAUCUUUGUUAAGG
Perca fluviatilis (European perch) is the source of this 2532-nucleotide messenger RNA. RefSeq names its product hyaluronidase 2a (gene hyal2a). The record is from RefSeq and is a predicted model, not a curated record. Lineage: Eukaryota; Metazoa; Chordata; Actinopteri; Perciformes; Percidae. Gene Ontology annotation, molecular function: hyaluronoglucuronidase activity; hyalurononglucosaminidase activity. The transcript has 4 exons. Bases 430 to 1842 code for a protein of 470 amino acids. Gene Ontology annotation, biological process: hyaluronan catabolic process; carbohydrate metabolic process.